GGGACGUAACUAAACGUAACACCAAAAUAUUGGCUCGUCUGCAGCAGUUCUGGUCAUAGGAGUGUGGUAGCUGGCAUUUUAUUUGUUGACUCCAAAUGUUCGAGUAAGCCUGCUGGGUGAAGAUAACACAGUUCCACGUUUGCCUACGCAUAGUUUUGCAGUACAAUCAGAAUGUCAUCUGAAGAGGAGAACCCCCCUGCUCUCUCUCCUGAUAUGCAUUUCAUUGGAAAGAAGGCAGAUAUUGUUAAGGCUGGCCGUGUGACGAAGCUGGUGAAUGGAUGCAGAGAUGUCCUUGUCGUGUACCACCAGGGGGAGCUUUAUGCAAUGGACCUGCGCUGCUACCAUGCUGGUGGUCUAUUACAUAAUGGAGAUAUCGAGGAGUUCAAUGGACGGCCGUGCAUUGUUUGUCCGUGGCACCAAUACAAGAUCACCCUGGCAGAAGGUGAAGGACUUUAUCAAGCUGUGGACAAUCCUACGAUCAGACCACUGAAGAUUCAGUGGCGCUCCAAAGGAGUCAAACAAAGGACUCAUAAAGUCACUGAAGUUAGCGGGGAUGUUUAUGUUGCCCUGAAUGACUCCAGUGAGGCCAUCGAGUCCGAUGUCUAUCAGACUGAGAAAUACAGAACUGCUUCACUCGAUGCACUGCCGAAACACAAACCCAAGACAUAAGAACAAGACAUACAUCUAUUAAACCUUCUGUUUUAUUUAUAAGCACUCUACUUGUUUCAAAGCUAGUUUAAUGAUUCCUCCUUUUCUGAUGUUAUGUCAGUAUUUUCUCAUUUUAAUUUCCAUCUGAUUAUUCUUUUAAAUUUCACAGGGGUUCAAACAAAGGAGAAACAAAACCUUUCAGAAAAUCAAUCAAAUUUGCUUCAGGAUAAAAACAAAUGACUUUGAGUCAUUACAAUUAAAGCCAGUGAUGCCUUCUUAAAAAGUUCAAUCUAUUAAUCCUAAGGUAUUUCUUAUGAUUAUGUAGAACAAACAAGGAUAUUUUACAAAUUACAUUUUACACAGUUUCCUAACAUAUUGCAGUUUUAUUUUUCUUCCCUUCCUCAGGUUUUGCUUUUAAGCUAUUUACUUGAACACAGAAACCAUAAACAUGCUUAUUAGAAGAGGCACGUUCAAACGAAAAACAGAUCUUACAUCUGUCGAUCUAUGUAACAUCGACAGAUCGCCAACAAUUGUUCCACAAAAUGUAAUGUAGAAGUACAAAUGAUAUUUUGACAAAGUUUUUACAUUUAGUAUCAGUACAAACUGAUCAUUUUGCACAACAACCUUAAUUUUAAUUUGUUUAAGAUGUCUUUACUUCUGUAAAAAUAAGCUACAUUUUUUUAUUGGACUACUUUUUGUUGUGCUUACUGCAUGCUUUCACCUCAGAAAUAUUUCCUUCAGUUUGUGCAUUAUAACAUUUAUAACUCACCUAAGUUGUGUUUGGAAAACUAUAUUUGAACUGAAAGACAUCAUAAAUACUCUCAGCUGUUUACAUUAUGGACUUCUGUGAAUGUAUGAAAAUCAAGUUCAAUGAAAUACAUUUUGUAUUUUGAUCUCAGGAGGUCUUUUCAUUAUCUUAGUGGAGGGCAAAAAGAGAAAAAAAUAACCACAAUUCAAAUAAUGACUAACCUUUCUGGUAAAUGAGAAAAUAUAUUUUUUUUUUAUGUCUGCAAAGGUCUAUAUUUUUAAUAAACUGUAUCUCAUUAAAAGGUGGAUUAAUUUAGCCAUUUAGUCCCAAAAUGUGGGUCCUGUUUGUGUGUUUAAAUUACUUACAAUAUUAAAGAUAACUGUGAGUUUUACAAUUUCUUUUCUAACGCACAUUUUUCCAAACACAUAAAUGACUGUCUUUAACCACUGAUUUUUCAGAAGUUUGGAUAAUUUGUUUAUACCACAAACAAAUUAUUGCUGGUAUUUCUUAUGUUGUAAUUUUGCACUUACUGUACAGUUUCUUAUGUCUAUUUUUUUUAAUGUUUUAUUGCUUUGUGAAUCUGCAUGCUUCCAUUUGCCUGUAAUUUUUCUGAAGGUACACCUAGACUUUCCCACUUUCAAUAAAGGACAUUCCCA
This is a messenger RNA of Poecilia latipinna (sailfin molly), 2052 nucleotides long. Its product is annotated as Rieske domain-containing protein-like. Bases 172 to 669 code for a protein of 165 amino acids. Gene Ontology annotation, molecular function: 2 iron, 2 sulfur cluster binding. Lineage: Eukaryota; Metazoa; Chordata; Actinopteri; Cyprinodontiformes; Poeciliidae. The record is from RefSeq and is a predicted model, not a curated record. The transcript has 4 exons.